AUGCACACUGUCCCUCCGUUGAAAGAUAAAUCUCUUUUGAUUGGUAAAUGUUAUGUCAAUGGUGAAUGGGUUGAGGCGCAGUCGAGACAAACUUUUGAAGUUCACGAUCCAUCCACAGGAAAACUCAUUGGAACGUGCCCAGAAUUCACCGCCGAAGAUACCCAAAAGGCCAUCGAUGCCGCGGUCGCUGCCUUCCCAACCUUCCGCAAAACUUUGUCCCGCGAGCGGGCGCGGAUGCUCCGAAGAUGGUAUCAAUUGAUGAUAGACAAUGCGGAGGAUAUUGCUACACUAAUAACAUGGGAGAAUGGAAAACCUUGGGCAGACGCCAAGGGCGAGGCAAACUACGCUGCUAACUUUUUCGAAUGGUUCAGUGAAGAGGCUCCAAGGAUCUAUGGCGACACCAUUCCAUCGUCCGUUCCAGGAAAUAGAAUAAUGACCAUUAAAGAACCCGUUGGUGUUUGCGGUUUCAUUACGCCCUGGAAUUUCCCUGCAGCGAUGAUCACAAGGAAAAUCGGCCCUGCUCUGGCGGCCGGCUGUACCGUCGUUGCUAAAUCCCCCGGUGAGACUCCAUUUACCGCCAAUGCAAUUGCUGAAUUGGCCCAUCGUGCUGGAAUUCCCAAGGGGGUCGUCAAUGUCGUCACAGCGCUGAAAAACACUCCUGAAAUUGGCCUUUGCCUUACUACCAACCCCGAUAUCCGCAAAGUGUCCUUUACGGGCUCCACCGCUGUUGGCAAGCUUCUCAUGAAGCAGUCUUCAUCAACAAUGAAGAAACUCUCUUUCGAACUCGGUGGAAACGCCCCAUUCAUUGUUUUUGAUGAUUGUCCUGACCUGGACGCAGCCGUCGCUGGAGCCAUCGCCUCCAAAUUCCGAAGCUCUGGCCAAACCUGCGUCUGCGCCAAUCGUAUAUACGUGCAAAGGGGGAUCUAUGACAAAUUCGCUGCCAAGUUUGCCGAAAAGGUUAAGGGAUUCAAGCUCGGCCACGGGUUCUCUGAAGGUGUCACUCACGGGCCUGUUAUCCAUUCUCGCGCCAUCGACAAGGUAUCGGAGCAUGUUCUUGAUGCUACAUCCAAAGGUGCAACCGUUCUCAUCGGCGGUGAGAGAGCUCUUGAUCUGGGCUCGAACUUCUUCCGCCCUACUGUCCUAAAGGGAAUGACGAAGGAUAUGAAACUGGCGUCCGAGGAAACAUUCGGUCCCGUGGCAGGUAUUUUUUCCUUCGAAACCGAGAAGGAGGUUGUUGAACUUGCGAAUAAAGCUGAGGUAGGAUUGGCUGGCUACUUCUACAGUAAGGAUAUGGGACGUAUUUUCCGUGUUGCAGAGGCCCUGGAGGUUGGUAUGGUUGGUGUUAAUACAGGCAUUAUUAGCGAUACCGUUGCUCCGUUUGGUGGCAUCAAGCAGAGCGGGUUCGGUCGCGAAGGCAGCAAAUAUGGUGUCGAUGAAUUCCUCACCAUCAAGACCGUUACUUUCGGGGGCGCUGGAGGGCCCUUGGAGGAAUAA
Messenger RNA from Paracoccidioides brasiliensis Pb18, 1494 nucleotides. RefSeq lists its product as uncharacterized. The record is from RefSeq and is a predicted model, not a curated record. Gene Ontology annotation, biological process: GABA catabolic process. Gene Ontology annotation, molecular function: succinate-semialdehyde dehydrogenase (NAD+) activity. The coding region runs from base 1 to 1494 and encodes 497 amino acids. The transcript is spliced from 4 exons.